Messenger RNA from Exophiala viscosa, 1029 nucleotides. Its product is annotated as translation initiation factor eIF-4E. Gene Ontology annotation, cellular component: eukaryotic translation initiation factor 4F complex; cytoplasm. Gene Ontology annotation, molecular function: translation initiation factor activity; RNA 7-methylguanosine cap binding. Lineage: Eukaryota; Fungi; Ascomycota; Eurotiomycetes; Chaetothyriales; Herpotrichiellaceae. The transcript is spliced from 3 exons. Gene Ontology annotation, biological process: translational initiation. The record is from RefSeq and is a predicted model, not a curated record. The coding region runs from base 1 to 1029 and encodes 342 amino acids.
AUGGAAAACGCAAAUUUGUGGACUCGACGUUCCAAUGCUGGAAAGCUUUCACUGUCUAUGAAAGAUCAAGACAGCAAGGAUGGCAACAAAGUAGAAUCCCCUCGAUCGUUCACGGGCAGACGUUUUGGCGACUCAUCUUCUCACGGCAAAACCAACCCCUUCAACGCCCUCUCUCCUUCUGCCACUAAAUCUCCCUCUGCUAGCGCAUCAUCGGCUUUUGGUUUGGGUAGUGGUGCAUUUGCUUCCUUUGGUUCGGCGUCUGCAAAGACACCAAAAACUCCUGGCACUGGGUCGGGCUUUGAUUUCACAUCGCGCGAGAAGAGAGAGAGGGAGCCGGAAACACCAGCGGAAAAAUCAGAAGCUAGGGAGAGUUCGGAUCUAGUAAGACCGGCGACGGCACCAUCUGGCCAUCAACUGAGAAACACCUGGAACCUUUUCUACCGACCUCCGGCGAAUAAGUUUUCGGAUUAUGAAAAAUCUACUCUCAAGCUGGCCUCGAUAAAUUCAGUGGAGAGCUUCUGGUCGAUAUAUUCACAUCUCAAGCGACCGUCGCUUUUGCCCACGGUGUCUGACUAUCAUAUUUUCAAGGAUGGUAUUCGACCUGUGUGGGAGGAUGAAGCCAACAAGAAGGGAGGCAAAUGGAUCGUCAGAUUGAAAAAAGGCGUGUCUGAUCGUUAUUGGGAAGAUCUACUCUUGGCCAUCAUUGGCGACCAGUUUAUGGAGGCCGGAGAAGAGGUAUGUGGUGCAGUGCUCAGCGUGAGGAGUGGUGAGGAUGUCCUUAGUGUCUGGACGAAGAUCGAUGGCGGCAGAAACAUCAAGAUUCGUGAGACCAUCAAGCGAAUACUCGUCCUCCCAACAGACACCAACAUUGUUUGGAAAAGCCACGAUGAUAGCAUCGCCCAGCGGUCUGCACUGGAUGAGGCUAGACAGCAGAAGGUGAACACCACACCCAGCCACCCUGGAACCGAGCGACGGCGAACAACUUUACACGAGGAUCCUGAGAAGAGUAAGGGAAAGGCUACAUCAUGA